AUGGAGAACUCGGACCAAGUUGGGAAUUUGUCCUCGACAGCUUUAGAUGCGCACAUGUUUGAUCUGGUGAGUCGUGAGAUAAAUGGGCGAAAACAUUUUCAAACAAGUUUCACGAAUAGAUUUUUGGAAUUUUUAGUUUUUGACACAAACACAAAGAGGAAUUUGGAAAAUGUUCAACUCACGAAAAAAAAAAGCGAAUAAUUAAGACACGUUACGAUGUCGUCUCCGACGUCUUGCCGCCUCCAAAUCAUGAAGACUUGCACGUAAUGAUCAUGGCCAUUGCCUACCUCUUUUUGUUUUUGCUCGGUAUACCAUGCUUUUUAUUGACGCUGGAAAAUGCAAAAAAUAGGUACAUGCGGGAACGUGGCCGUCCUGACGACAAUUUACCACAUUCUGCAAGCUCGUCGAGGUGGCACCGCCGCCGCCGUCGUCACUCUGGAUAAUACCCUACUCUACAUGGUCGUCUUGUCAUGCGUCGAUUUUGGCGUCUGCCUUUCGCUGCCCAUCACAGUUAUUGAUCAGAUUCUCGGAUUUUGGAUGUUUGGCGUGGCAGCGUGCAAACUUCAUGCCGUCUUCGAAAAUGUUGGCAAAAUAUUGAGCGCCCUCAUCCUGACGGCUAUGUCUUUUGACCGAUAUGCAGGUUCUAUAUGGAAAUUUUUCUUACAAAACCGAUAUUCUUAGGCGUUUGUCAUCCACAGAAAAAGUUCUUCCGAUCACGCACAGUGGCGGUCAUGAUUUUGGUGGGACUUGGAAUCUAUGCCGUCGGAACCUUGUGCCCACUCUUGUGGUCGUUCACCGCACGCGAAAUCGUGCUCUAUGCCAAGGAGACGGGUUGGUUGUUAUUUGCUUCUUGUCUCAAUUGCCCGCGCGCGUCAAAUGCCAAUUAUGCAGUGGGAUUUAGAAUAAUCCUCGUCUCACGACGUUUCUUCAGAAAAUGUUAUUCAUCAUUCAUUAAGGGCACCGGCGACUGACGCGAAUGAAAAUUGAAAAGUGUACCGUCGACAUUGACUCGUACACGUUUACGGCAUUUACCAUUUAUCAGGUCAGCCAGCCCGUUACAGGAAUUAAAACUCUUCUAGUUUGUCUUGUGCUACUGCACUCCUUUGGUACUCAUUGCCUACUUUUACACGAAACUUCUGUGCAAGCUCAAGGAGCACACGCGCUCUUUCAAGGCAAGUGGUUUUUGCUUCGCAAAAAUGACAAGCUUAGGGAUCACAAAUACCUUUUGCUCACAUCUCACUUUACACGAUGGCAGUCGCCUGUUUCCAUUUCAUUUGCUGGACUCCGUUUUGGGCUGCAACCGUUUUUGCCGUUUACUUGGAAAAUGUUGACAACAACAACAACACAACGACGGCGAAUGCUAGUGAGACGAACGUGACUGAAAAUGGCCAAGAAUCGGUGGUUCCACCGGCUUUCGUGUACGUCAUGUACUUCAUUCACGCUCUCCCAUUCACCAACUCCGCCAUAAACUGGAUCCUUUAUGGUGAGACUAGUGGGAUUUGAAAAAAAAUUUGUUUGAAAAAAAUUUUUGUUUGAGAAAAAUUAUCAACUAAUUGUAAGUUCGAUUUGAACUUUUGUCUCUCAAGGAGCCCUCAACGGACAGCUGCAACAACGGCCAAGGCGAGCAGGCACUUCAUCUUGCCACAACACGGGGAGUAGUACCACUUUGACAACCUGUAGUGCUUCAACUGGAACGUUCAAAAUGCAGUUGGUCAAGGCAAUUGUCGCCUCCGACAACGGGGCAAAUGAUGACCAGGUAAUUUGAUGUGACAAUAGAAAUAUACUAUUGUCAAUUCUUUUUUUGGUUUAACUAAAGACUUAUUUACAGCCGACGGAAACGACAAGAGCAAGAAGAAGAAUUCCUACUGAUGCUGCUCUCGAGCGCCAAGUUUUGGUUCGCGACUCGGCGGUUCAAGCCUGCGCCACUUGUCGCGGCGGCGGAGACUCACCAUGCCUCGGUAUUUUGGACGUUGAGACCUACGACACUUGGAAUGUGCAUUUCACGUACGAGAGCCCACCAACCUAUCUGUGAGAGAAAUGUACCAUUUUACUAUCCAUAUUUUUGUUUUUUUUUUUUUUAAAUAAAACUUUUUUUUUUAUAACUGAGCACAUUUAAACAUUGUUUUAAGAAGAAGGAGUCUCGUUAGGGUAUACACUCAUCUGACAAAAAAUUAAUCGAAUAGUUUUGAUUUUCGCUUGGCCUUGCAGUUGUCAGGCUUUGUGGGACGCGGUCAGUUCUGGUAUGGUCCGUCCGCCGCGAAUUGACAAUUUUCGAGUGUCUGAGUCUCUCUGUUAGGCGAGGUCACAGAAACGCUGAAAGAGAUUCUCAACAAGAUAGGGUCGCUUGAACAGCCUUCAAAAAAAAAAUCUCAUUAUAUUCCAAUACUACGAAACAAUCAAAAUAGCUUUUUGGCUGUUUGCCCUUAUGGUCUGAACUUUAAAUUCGGCGUAUACGUGAUCUAUCAGAUCGCGUGAGCCGAUCUCACGAGCUCUGCGUAGUGACUCAUUCCUAGCUGUUCAAAGCUUUUCGGUCGAAGCGACUGAUCAUCAGAUCGGUCGGGGUCCUGUCGGAGUUAGACAGGAUCCUGGUGAGAACCAGGAGAUCUCGUUCACCUGGUUCGAACCAAAAAUCGGAUCCAACAUAGAACCGAGAUCUGAGGCCCUGUGCUACACAACCCACAGGGACCGCGCUUAA
Messenger RNA from Caenorhabditis auriculariae, 2695 nucleotides. Lineage: Eukaryota; Metazoa; Nematoda; Chromadorea; Rhabditida; Rhabditidae. The record is from the annotation of a GenBank genome assembly.